Molecule: messenger RNA, 1522 nt
Organism: Frankliniella occidentalis (western flower thrips)
Lineage: Eukaryota; Metazoa; Arthropoda; Insecta; Thysanoptera; Thripidae
Product: protein trapped in endoderm-1
Exons: 4
Coding region: 365-1159 (264 amino acids)
Biological process (GO): G protein-coupled receptor signaling pathway
Cellular component (GO): membrane
Molecular function (GO): G protein-coupled receptor activity
Source: RefSeq, a predicted model, not a curated record
CGCCGCGCCGUCGCAGGCUGUCCGCCCGCCGCAUCCAGCUUGCAUCACUGACAAUAGGAUGGGGAGGGGGAGGCGGGGGUGAGGCGUUCGAUGCGACCCAUCCUGAUCCUGAUGCUCACGGCGCGCGCGCCCGCCCGCAGGUAACCUGGUCACGGUGCUGGCGCUGGCGCGGUCCCCGGCGCUGCGCGCGCACGCCACCACGGCCUUCAUCAUCUCGCUGUGCACCUCGGACCUGGUGUUCUGCGCUCUGUGCCUGCCGCCCACGGCCGCGCGCUUCCUGCUGUCCCGGUGGCCACUCGGGCCGUUCGCCUGCGCCGUCUUCCCCCUCCUGUUCUACGGCAACGUGGCCGUCUCCGUGCUCAGCAUGACCGCCAUCGCCAUUAACAGGUACAUCCUCAUCAUGUGGCACAGCGUGUACGCGCGGCUGUACUCGCGCCCGCACAUCCUGCUCAUGGUGCUGUUCGUGUGGGUGGUGGGCUUCUCGCUGCUCGUGCCGCCGCUGCUGGGCGCCUGGGGCUGCCUGGGCCUCGAGCCGCGCUCCUUCAGCUGCACCAUCCUCAAGAAGGACGGCGCCUCCCCCAAGAAGCUCGUGUUCGUGGUGGGCUUCGCGCUGCCCUGCACCGUGAUGGCGGCCGCCUACUCGUGCAUCUACUGGCGCGUCAAGCGCUCGCGGGCGGCGCUCAAGGCGCACGGCACCUCGGGCUCGCGCCUGUCGCUGGAGGCGGUGCGCGCGGCCGGCCACGCCGUCAACAAGAACCCCAAGGACGUCGUCGGCAAGCCCGCGGCCGCCGGCACCGGCGGCGGUUUCAGACGCCGCGACGACCGGCGGCUCACGAGGCUCAUGCUCACCGUGUUCUGCUCCUUCCUCGUGUGCUUCCUGCCGCUGACCCUCGUCAACGCCAUGGACAACCUGGGUGCGCCGCCCACGCUGCAGCUGCUGUCCUCGGUGCUGGCCUGGGCCUCGGCCGUCAUCAACCCCUUCAUCUACGCAGCCACCAACAGGCAGUACCGCGCCGCCUACCGCCGGCUGCUGUGCGGCUGCGGCGCCGACCAGCCCUCGGCCAGCGCGCCCUCGCCGCGACAGCGCCUGCACCACCGCGGCCGCGUCACCUCCGACUCGGGCACGGCCACCGUCACCACGGCGGGCCGCGUGGGCUGAGGGGGGCGCCGGGGGCGCCGGGCCCGGGCCGGGGAGGCUGCCGCGGCGGAGCUGCAGGCGCCCUCGGAAGCAGUGCUGCCGCCGUCCCCCCGCGGCCGCGGCGGCGCGGCCACCCCUGCCCUCCUGGGGACACGGACACGGGAUCGCACCAGCACGGUGUGACAAUGAACAGUGCUCCAGCUGUGUUUUCCCCUCCCGUGCGACUCAUCCUGGCGUCGCUCGCACCAUGGCGCAAACGUCAUGGCCCUCUGCCACAGAGACCGUGUACAAAAAUGACUUUGUUUGUUCUGAAGUUUUGUAAAUGCUGUAUGCCAAAGACAAUUGUGUAAAACUCAUAGGUUAUAAAAGUCUGAGAAACGACGA